This is a messenger RNA of Scutellospora calospora, 561 nucleotides long. The record is from the annotation of a GenBank genome assembly. Lineage: Eukaryota; Fungi; Glomeromycota; Glomeromycetes; Diversisporales; Gigasporaceae.
AUGAUAGAAGAAGAACCUAAAAACUCACUACUACAAAGUCAUAAAGAAGCUUUAGAAGUCUAUGUCAUGAAUCUGGUUAAAGAAUGGCCACUAGAGUCAGAAAGUAAAAAAGAAGAAGUGAUCAUUACUAAAGAAGAACAAGAAAAACUAUACAAUAAAGAAUCUCAGACUAAAAAUGAAAGAAAAAAUCAAUUAGAUAAAAGAUAUAAAUUGAAUAAAAUAAAGAUUGUAGAUAAGAAUUUGGCUGAAGAGAAAUUCCGAGAAAACAACAAAUUCAAAUUCAAAUUCAAAAAAAAAAAAAAAAUGUCUACCACUGAAGAACUCAUUCGAGAAGACCUCUUGUCAAGUACACCACUUUUUGUGCUCCCUAUUCCAUGCCCUUAUAAUUCAGACCAAGACAUUACCACCCAAUUAUUCCUCGCCCACGAUCAAAUGAAAAGAGCUAAAGAAACUAGAAGGAAAGCCGAUGCCCUUGCUCAUGCCUAUUAUUUUGGGGCCAGAUAUCAUCUAAUGACCACAGAAGAAAAGGCUUCUCAACGAGGAAAAUACACUGCCUACUUU